This is a messenger RNA of Vitrella brassicaformis, 1052 nucleotides long. NCBI's taxonomy places the organism in Eukaryota, Vitrellaceae. The record is from the annotation of a GenBank genome assembly.
UUCAGAUAUGUCCGCUACCGGCGAAAUCGCUGGAUACACUGACUCGUAUGUGGGGUAUCUGUGCAAGAACUACUCAUCUCCUGCCUUCACUGGCGGCUUCUUCCAAAACCCGCCCAACUCGUGCUAUCGCAACACCAAGCUGAAAGCGCUCGCAGCCUGCCUCGUCCUGCGAGAGUACCUCGUCACCCAUCCCACCCGCUGCAAGCGGCCCGGCGACCCUCAAUGCAGCCUUUGUGCAUUCGCUGACCUGCUGCUGCGUGCGGCUCGCGAGCCCAACGGAUCUCGCCACGUGCCCGCCUUCUUCAAGGACACCACCAACAUACAUGCCAGCCUCGCCAUCGGCGCACAGCAAGACGUCCAAGAGGCGCUGCAGGCCCUGCUGAAUCGCUUCUGCGAUGAUCUCAGCUACGGCCACCCUGCGCUCCCAUCACCGCGGACGCACAUCCAUCAGAUAGUGGGGUGUGUCGAGCGGACGGAGUACGUGUGCUCACGGUGCGGCAACCCCGAGCAGCCAGUGCAAAGGGAGGAGCACUUCUUCACCAUCAACCUCACCCCACCUGUGCUCAACGGCAGCAGCCAUGGGGCGGCCGAGUGCCUCGAGCACUAUCGGCGUGAGGAGGACGUCGUCUGGACGUGCAGCCCAGAGCGUUGCCCCACGAGUGAGCACACACGCACACACACACGCUUCUGGGUGGGCUAUUCUGAUCACGUGUGGUGGCCCUGUCUGCUGUCAUGAGUGCAGCUGACCCUCCACUCAAGACCACGGCGCGUUGUCGUGUGAGCCUUGCCUUCCGCCCUGUCGCCAUCCUAAGCAAUGUCGGGCGCUAUGCGGAGCUGGCCCUCGAGCCCAACCCCCGCAAGGACACCAGCCCCUUCAUUUUUCCGCCCACCCUCCAGCUGCCCAUCAACUUCGCAGGGACCACCGCAACCUACCAUCGACGCUGUUGGGCCAACCCACCUCCGGGAGCCGUCAUGUCGUACGCCAGUAGACGGAACCCUGACUGAGAUGAAACGCUUCUCGCCGUGUCACGGACGAUGAUCUGCACAUCAGG